Molecule: messenger RNA, 1185 nt
Organism: Rosa chinensis
Lineage: Eukaryota; Viridiplantae; Streptophyta; Magnoliopsida; Rosales; Rosaceae
Product: ethylene-responsive transcription factor ERF104
Exons: 1
Coding region: 141-1022 (293 amino acids)
Biological process (GO): regulation of DNA-templated transcription; ethylene-activated signaling pathway
Molecular function (GO): DNA-binding transcription factor activity; DNA binding
Source: RefSeq, a predicted model, not a curated record
CAAUUAGCGACUCCUUCCCAUCUUCUUCCCCACUUCGCAUAUAUAUAACCACCCUCACACUCCUCUUUUCCACUCAAACCACUACUCUUCACUUUGAAUUUCAAACUUCAAAUUCCUUCCGAGACUUCCAAACAUAAAAAAUGGAACAAGCUUCUGCCCUAGACAUGAUCAGCCAACACCUUCUCAGUGAGUUUAACUCCAUGGAGAGCUUCAUCACCAGCCUCAACAACUGCACUUCCAACAUUGAUCAAACCCCUCAAUAUCAACAAGCUGAUGAUUCCUUCAAAGUCUCUGAUUACUUACUCCCUUCUGAACCCGAAUUCGAGUUCGAAACCAAGCCUCAGAUUGUCCACUCCGAGCCAUCCCCAAAGAAAAAUUCGACUCUCAGUCACCGCAAGCCGACCAUCAACGUGGCAAUACCAACAAGGCCGGCUCCAGCUGUGGCGCCUGCUGUUUCUGCGAGCGCCACAACUGCUCAGAGUUCGAUAAACUCUGAGAACGAGGCGAGGCACUACAGGGGAGUCCGUAGACGCCCCUGGGGCAAGUACGCUGCCGAAAUUCGUGACCCUAACAAAAGGGGGUCACGGGUUUGGCUGGGGACCUUUGACACCGCCGUUGAAGCGGCCAAGGCUUAUGAUCUCGCGGCGUUUAAGUUGAGGGGGAGCAAAGCCAUCCUCAACUUUCCUCUUGAAAUUAACAGCAACAUCGCGGCGGCUCAGCCUCUUCAGGCGAGCGUAGUUGGCCGGAAGAGGAGGAGGUCUGAGAGUGCAGAGGGUAACAGUGAGGGUGUGGAGAGUAAUAAAGCGAUGAAGAAGGAGGAGGAAACCAUAAGCAGCUGCAACAGCACCUCACCAAUUAGAUCAUCCAUUUCAUCAGCCGCAGCAGUUAACUGUCCAUUAACGCCGUCGAAUUGGACGUCAAUUUGGGAUAGCAAAGAUCUUGACGGAAUUUUCAGUGUGCCUCCUUUGUCACCAUUAUCUCCUCACCCCUGUUUCGGAUACAACCAGCUUUUAAUUCAUUGAUUAAUUACCAGAAACUAUAAGAAGUUGUCCAUCUGCAAAAGAGAGUGAUGAUGAUGAUUUAGGAGUUUGCUACUGUAAAUAUCUUAGAGAUGAUCGAUGAGUUUAAUUUCUCUGUACUACGCAAUAUCGUGCUCUUCUUGGAAUUGUUUAUUCGUUUAUUAUA